Molecule: messenger RNA, 857 nt
Organism: Aphanomyces astaci
Lineage: Eukaryota; Oomycota; Saprolegniomycetes; Saprolegniales; Verrucalvaceae
Exons: 5
Coding region: 15-779 (254 amino acids)
Biological process (GO): protein depalmitoylation
Cellular component (GO): cytoplasm
Molecular function (GO): palmitoyl-(protein) hydrolase activity; carboxylic ester hydrolase activity
Source: RefSeq, a predicted model, not a curated record
UGGAAGACUGAGCAAUGCUUGGACGAGUGCAACGCCGCCUCCCGCUCCUUUGCCACCGCGCCAUGUCCCGCCGUCCACUGUCCACUCACGCCGUCGGCGUCGACGAUGCAAGCACCAUAACUUUCACCCCAAAGGCACCGCACACCGCGUCGCUAAUCUUCAUGCAUGGCUUGGGCGACACCGCGUAUGGAUGGGCUGACUCGAUUCAACACAUCGCCCAGCGACUUCCUCAUCUCAAGUGCGUUCUCCCCACAGCGCCUACACAACCAGUGACUCUCAACAUGGGUGCGUCGAUGCCUUCGUGGUACGAUAUUCGGUCGCUCACCGAUCGUGCGGGAGAUCCAUGCACUGGCAUCGAUUCUUCGCGUGAACGAAUCGAAAAGAUCAUCCAAGGCGAAAUCGACGGCGGUAUUCCACCUUCCCGUAUUGUCCUCGGUGGUUUCAGCCAGGGAGGCGCCAUGAGUUUGUACACUGGAUACCAAUUGGAUAAAGCUCUGGCGGGAAUUCUUGUCCUUUCGGGGUACCUUCCCAACCAAGAGGGAUUCCAUGCCAACGAAGUCACCAAAGAUGUACCCCUUCUCAUGUGCCACGGAGAAGAUGACACGGUGGUGCGUUUGGAUUGGGCAAAGAGGUCAUUGGAUGUCUUGAAGGCGUCCCAUGCCGUGACCACUGCCGACUUCAAGGUGUACCCUGACAUGGAGCACAGCGCAUGCCUCGAUGAACUCGACGCGAUUGAGAAGUGGCUGAAGAAGCGGUUGCCGCACGUUGCUUCUUUGUAGGCGCGGUGGUAGUAUCACAGUGAGCCCUCCGUAGAAAAUUCAAAAAUGAAGAGUUUGGCGCGCAAUAUUGUUCGAAAU